ACUUUGUUUUAGUUAUAAAAACGAAAUUGUUGUGAAUAGUGAAAUUUUAUAACGAACUUGAAAUGCAUUUCCAGCAAAUAUUAUUUGUUGGUGCUAUUAUCAUCGCUUUAUUGGCCUUUUUGUGGUUUGUAUUUGUGCCGUUGUUUGGCGAUAGCACACCGAAUGAGCUCAACCCCCAAGCGGACUACGUUUUCGACUACGUAGUGGUUGGUGCUGGAACAGCUGGUUCAGUGAUAGCGUCUCUGCUCUCCAAGCACAGUCCGACAUCGUCGGUGCUGCUGAUUGAAGCGGGCGAUUCUUUUGGUUUGUUAAGCAAAAUUCCUUUAUUGGCUACCUUCCAGCAGAAAGGUCUCAACGAUUGGGGAUUUUUAUCCGAGCCGCAAAGGUAUUCUUCGCGUGGACUCGAAGAACAGCGUCAAUAUUUGCCGCGUGGUAAAGGUCUUGGUGGUUCUGCUCUGCUCAAUUAUAUGUUGCAUUUUGAUGGAGAGCCGCGUGAUUUUGAAAAUUGGGCCAACCGACAUAACUUAACCGAUUGGCGUUGGAAGGACAUUCGGCCGUUUCUUACUGCGGUGCGCACACAAACCCAUUCGUUACUGGAAAUACCGCCUGAUUAUUCGAAAGUAACAGAGGCGUUUCACAAACUUAAAAAGGAGUUUUCGAAAAAAGCUUGGCGAUUUCGGCGCGCCCGCUAUACCAUUAAGAAUGGACUCCGCUACAAUGUUUACCAUCAAUUUUUGCAACCUGCUCUGAAACGACGCAACCUGCAUACGCUCACCAAUGCCUAUUUGAAGCGUUUGAACCUUGAGUAUAUCGACGAUGAAAGCAAUGAGGUGCGAUCUAUUUUAGUAGGCGUGAUGGAUAAGAAAAAUCACGAAGAAUACGUUUUCAGUAUAGAUGUGCGCUGCGAGGUGAUACUUUGCGCAGGCGCGUACCAAUCGCCGCAAAUACUACUCGCUUCUGGUAUCGGCGAUGGGUAUCUCUUCGAGGAUUUGGAUGUAGCACAACAGCUCCAACUGCCAUUGGUGGGCGAAAACCUACAUGACCAUCUUAAUCUGCCACUCUUUGUCUCCAUUGACAGUGUUGGCCCGACAUUAAAUCAGCGCUCACUGCUGAAUCCUAUACAAAUUUUGAAUUAUUUGAUCAAUGGCUAUGGUCAUUUGGGAAAUUUCGGUGUUUUGGGUCACAUUGACUCCAGUUAUGAGGAUAGUUUUGGCUUGACUUUCUUCGGCGUCGGCGCAGUGGACGAACGCGCUUUAAUGACGAUUUCCAACUUUAAGCAGGAGUAUUUCCGUGCGCUCUUUCCGCGUUAUCAUAACACCUCGCAAGAGGGCUUCGUGCUAAUAUCGACAUGCUUUCAGCCAAAAUCUCGUGGCACUGUCACUAUUGGUGUGGCCAACACGCGUUGGAAACCGAUCAUCGAUCCAAAUUAUUUGCGUGAAGCUGGCGAUAUCGAUUGUACAAUUCGGGCGAUACGUGCCGCUGUUGAGGUAGUCACUUCCGAAAGCUUUGCUGCAUUGCGCCCACGCAUACAUUGGCCGAAAAUUAACGAAUGCAAGAAAUAUGGGCCGACGGAGCAGGAUUUUGUUGAAAAUAUGCCCGGUGAUCGGUAUUUGGAGUGUGUGAUAAGACACGUGGGACUGGGCUCACAUCAUCCGGGCGGGACGUGUGUCAUGGGCACUGCCGCGAAUAAUAGUGUUGUUAAUUCUGAGUUCAAGGUGCAUGGCGUCGGAAAUCUGCGCAUAAUAGAUGCGAGUGUGCUACCGACACCCAUAUCUGGCAAUCCCAACUCGGUAAUCAUUGGCAUGGCGAUUCGUGGCGCGACGAUGAUUUUGCAGAGGGAAAAAAUUAAAAAGAAAUAAAUUAUUUCAGGAGCGAAGAAUAAUAAAAGUAAAUAAUAAUGCGAUUUAAGGGGUUAUAUACAGUUAGAAGGCCGAAAAAGCGAAUUUUCCAGAAUUUUUCCUGAGAAAACUUUUAAAUUUAUUGAUCUAAAAAUCUUAUCUUUUAACUGUAUUUUAAGACUUAGUAUUAGUAAAAAUAUUUAUUUGGAAUGGAGCUACAGCUGAUCUUCGGGAGCUCCUCUUGCGGUGACCACUAUAUCUCUGAACCGAAUCCUCUAAAAUUAAAAAACCAAACGGAUUACGUUAAAGUAAUGUUAAAUCUAGUUAUUAAUCGAAGGAAUAAGCAAAAUAAAUUUUUGACGUGAUAACGCCGGCUGCACGCACCAAAAAAUGCGUCGUUAUCUUGCUCAUGCGGCGUUACCUUUCUUGAACUGCAUGUUAUGUUAAUGUUAUGAUUUUUUUGACAUAAUGGCUGUUUCUAAAAAAAAAAAAAACGAUUUUUGAUCAAAAUUUCGGCCUUAAAUUGUUUAUAAAAAAAAAAAAUAUUUAUAGGUAAAAAAAAUCGUCGAUUAAUUACUAAAAAAUAUAUUUAAGAAGCUCGUGUAAAAAUUUAAACGGUUAAGACGUUUUCGAGUAAUGAAACGCCUUUCGAAAAUAUUCACCGGAACGAUACGAGGGCGGAUCAAUAAGUCCGUGACUUUUUGUAUUUCUGACCUCUUUACUGAAAAAGAAGUACUGCUCCUGUCAACAGGCAUCUGUCAGUUGACUCCCGUCAAAAUUUGAACGUGCUGCGUCAGUUAUAUUGUGUUUUACAGCUACCUUUAUCAGACUACACAGUAAUUUGAGGCGAAAAUGGAAAAAACUGAAUUUCAUGUGCUUAUUAAGCCGAUUCACCCUUAGAAACCCACUGUUUCGACUGUUGUUUAGUCUCUGGUGUGUGGUGAUGGAUCCAUGUUUCGUCCACGGUUACAAAACGGCGCAAAAAAUCCUCCAUAUUGCGAUUAAACAACGCCAAACCUUCCUGUGAAGUUGCUACACGAUUGCGUUUGUGGUCGACUGUGAAUUACUGGGUAGUCUGAUAAAGGUAGCUGUAAAACACAAACUGCGUCAGAAGUUCAAAUUUUGACAGGAGUCAACUGACAGAUGCCUGUUGACAGGAGCAGUAUUUCUUUUUCAGUAAAGAGGUCAGAAAUACAAAAAGUCACGGACUUAUUGAUUCGCCCUCGUAUUAAAUUUUCUGUGUGUAUUCUUAAAUAUAUUUGCAUUAAGAAAAAAAAAGAAAAAAAUCGGUUUUUUGAAAAUUCUAACUGUUAUAACCCCUUAAUCAAUGAUGUUUAAAAGAUUAAAGCUAAAUAUUAUAUAAAUAAAUGUGUAACAUAGGUUCCUUUCACAGUGUAUGCAUGUAUGUGCAUAAAAAAUAUGUAUAAGAGUUAAGGAGCUUCUAUUGAACAGAAGCAUGUUCAUAUGUACAUACAUAGUUAA
Messenger RNA from Anastrepha ludens (Mexican fruit fly), 3320 nucleotides. RefSeq names its product neither inactivation nor afterpotential protein G (gene ninaG). Gene Ontology annotation, molecular function: flavin adenine dinucleotide binding; oxidoreductase activity, acting on CH-OH group of donors. Lineage: Eukaryota; Metazoa; Arthropoda; Insecta; Diptera; Tephritidae. The transcript has 6 exons. The coding region runs from base 63 to 1859 and encodes 598 amino acids. The record is from RefSeq and is a predicted model, not a curated record.